AUGGAAGCCUUGGCCAUUGUGAAUAACCAGGCUCAGAUUCAUCAAAUCUUUGGGGCCAGCCUCAAGUCCGACGAAUGCCACACUGUCAUGCUCAGCCACAUCAUGUACACCAGCAUCGCCACCGGUGGACAGCCCUUUCGAGACGAAGAAUCCCUAGGUGCAUCGGCCAUGCAGUCCUGCCUGGAACAGUUUCUUGCCAACGCCACCCAAAAAUCUCGUUGUGCCGCCCAGGCGGCGUAA
Molecule: messenger RNA, 240 nt
Organism: Seminavis robusta
Lineage: Eukaryota; Bacillariophyta; Bacillariophyceae; Naviculales; Naviculaceae
Source: the annotation of a GenBank genome assembly